UUUCCCUCAGCUAACUCUCUCUGGUACUAAACUAAACUAAACCCCUUGUUAGCUUCGCCUCUCUUUCAAAAACUCUCUCUCUCUCUAAACUCUGUGUUUGUGUAUUGGUCCGAGAAUAGAAGAGAAGAGAAAGGAAAAAUGAGUGGUACAAUGGAGUCGAUUUCGUUCUUAAACCCUAACCCUAGCUACAGGUCGAAGAAGUCUUCGUUGGCACAGUCUUCACGCUUCGAUUCACUCCUCAGGCAUCGCACUCGCACCUACAAUUACAAUUACAAUUACAAGCUCUCUCUUUUGCCCAAACCUGUUUCCGUUUCUUCCAAUGGGGUUUCCUCUCGUUUUCUUUCUCGGAACCCACCUCGCAGAUUCAUUGUAGCUUCCUCUGCUUCACACGAGGAUUCGAAGAGUCAAGAAAUUGAAGUGGAGAAGGGAAAAGAUGAUCAUAAUUUGGGAGCUGAAGAUUCACAAGAAGUUUGGAAAGAGCUUCUAGAAUCUUUCAAAGAACAAGCCUUGAAGAUGCAAAGCGUUUCACAAGAAGCAUACGAGUUAUACUCUAAGAAAGCAGUAGUCAUCCUAAAAGAAACUUCUGAACAGUUGAAAAUACAGGCAGACAAGGCAAGAGAUGAUUUGAUUGAGAUAGCAAACGAAAUUAGUGAAGAAGGCAAAGUGUAUAUCUCCACAGCUGCUGAGAACUCCCCAGAACCAGUCAAGGAUAUAGUGGAGACAUUUAAUAUGCCAACUGAAGAUCUGAAAGAAAUUUCUAGAGUUCAUGACUUCCGCGUUGGAAUUCCCUAUGGUCUGCUCCUUUCUGUUGGUGGCUUUCUUUCCUUCAUGCUAACGGGAAACAUUGCUGCCAUUAGAUUUGGUGUUAUCCUUGGUGGCACUCUUUUGGCUUUGAGCGUUUCAAGUUUAAAAUCAUAUAAAAGAGGAGAAUCAUUUCCUCUAGCCUUGAAAGGACAGGCAGCAAUUGCAAGUAUAAUAUUUUUGCGGGAGUUAAGCCAGCUGUCUCAGGCUCCAUCAUUUCUGAGCUUCGUUUCAACAGUCAUCAGCGGUGCAGUGGUAGCAUUCUUUAUCUAUAGGAUCAUACUGGAUCGUAAAAAGCAGAGAGGCUCAAAUUUGGAAAACCAGACAGAAAAUUAGUUCAUUUGUGUAAGCAGGAAUUUCCAAGCUGGAUCAAGAUUUACAGUUUAAAUUCUGACUUUAAGCCUUUUUACCCAGACAUAUGGCUCCUGUUUGAAGUAAAAAGCAAAUUAACAUUUCCAUAUGCUACAGGAUACAAGUUUUACUGAACUAUGACAGCUUCAGGAGGACACACCAAUUAAGAUCUGAGGCGUUAUUGUUCAUUGAGGUUGAAGAAUGCUUGCCUGAGGCAAAAGAGAAUCUGGGCUCUCGUUGGAUUCAGUUUUAGUUUUGUAUUUUAUCUAUUUAUUAGGAAAUAAUAUAGAUGUUACUAUAAUGUGGUGUACGUGCUCUGUUCAGUUUGGGAGAUGCUACAAAGUGAUUUGAUUUUCUUCAUCUUUUACCUUAUCUUUUUGGCAAAAUAUGUUCAUUAUGGUCAUGCAGAAUUCUUUGUUGGUGGUCCUUAUCAGAUUGUUGAUCCCUUUUUUUAUUCCAUGAUAAUUUACACA
Messenger RNA from Quercus robur (English oak), 1625 nucleotides. RefSeq names its product protein FATTY ACID EXPORT 3, chloroplastic. Bases 139 to 1137 code for a protein of 332 amino acids. The record is from RefSeq and is a predicted model, not a curated record. The transcript has 7 exons. Lineage: Eukaryota; Viridiplantae; Streptophyta; Magnoliopsida; Fagales; Fagaceae. Gene Ontology annotation, cellular component: membrane.